CUUAGAAGUUUUGUUUGGGGGCCAGCUUUCUCUCGUCUUUCCAGGCUUUUGUGAGCGCAAGCAAUUGCAGAUUGAGAUCAGAGGCGGCUGCACAAUGUUGCUGAUGUUAGAUAAGACUCAUCUUUGGGAAGUAAGGACAUAGCUCUUUAUUCGUUCCUGAGCAAGGAGCAAUUUGCUGAGCCGGGGGGGUCGCGGAAUGUUCUAGAGAUCCAUUGGAAUCAAUGCUCUGUUGCAACUAUCAAAGGCUGUCAAAGCAACUUCUCUACAGCGUUCGUGGUUGUGGCACAUAUAUUCUGCAACCAAAAUACUGGUAAAGCUCCAUCCUUCUUUGUAGCUGCCGCAGCAGAACCUCGCCUCCCAAACCCCCUCAAUGGUUGAGCACAGUCGGCUACGGCUCUAAUUGUCCGUAGCAAACGAGCGUUCUGCUUCAAGCUGGAGCUGUGAACUAGAGAGGGAAGAAGUUGAGCCAGCGUUGGAGGGCUCAUCCACCAAGCUGGAGAGGCAGCCUCCAGCUGCUGCUACUGGAGCCUGAUGAGCGAAGUGGUGCUGCCGCCCGCUGGCUCAACGAACGUGAAUGUCUUUGUCACAGGACAGCCUGGGGUUGGAAAGACCUCGCUGGUGCUGAACGUUGCUGGGAAGUUGCCCCAGCACCUCAUUGCUGGAUUCUACACCGUAGAGGCGCGGUCCCCCGAAACCAAUGAGAAGAUUGGGUAUGACGUCGUCACAUUGACCGGAGAAACGGCCCCACUAUGCCGAGUGAAGAAGUGGCAGGGGAAUCGUGUAGAGAAGGUCGGGAAGUUUUACGUUGCGCUCGACGAAUUUGAGAAGGUCGUGAUGCCAACCCUCACGCCCAGCCCGAACAUCAAACUCCACGUCAUCGACGAGGUCGGCCGGUUGGAGCUGUGCAGCCGACCAUUCCAGGACGCCGUCACAGCUCUCCUUGCUUCCCCGGACACAGUGGUGUUCGGCUCCCUCCCUGCCCCUCGGUACCGGCAUACGAUCGACUUCGUCGAGGACAUCAAGCAGCGGCCCGACACAGCUGUCCUAACAUUGAACAAGAACAACCGCGACGCCACCGCCAUCCAAGUCGAGUCUCUUCUCUCGCGUCUCCUCAACGGAGACCACACGGGCGCCUCGGGGUCCCAGCAGACCGGGCAACCGCCGUCGCUGCCGCACGGAACGGAAGGCCCCGCCGUGUCAAAUCACUCAGCCGUAGGUGGGCUGGGGUUCCACCAACACAUCGACGGAGCCGAUGCAGGAGACCACCAUUUGGCGGGCUGGCCUGAAGAAGACGAGGGGGAAGGGGAGACUUCGGAGGGUACAUAUACAUUCGUAGAAGGCGUCAUGGUUGACGAGCCUCCAGGACCGCCGGAUUGGAUCGGACCAAGUGAACAUAGGGACGACGCAUAGAGAUCAGCGACCGCGCGGCUUUAUAUUGGAGCCGCAAAGAUACCGCUUAAUCAGAUGCACGCUGACGAUACAGAUAUCCUUACGCGGUCAAGGUGGUCUAUAAUAGAUGUUAUCAUUUGAAAAUUGAGUCAUAGAUAAAAGCCAAUUUAUAAUAUGGUCACAAAAAGAUAGAAAAGAAGAUAAUCAGUUUCUCACAAACUUCUAUUCUCUGUAAAAUACAAGCAGAGCCUGCGCAGAUAGCAACGAGAUGUAUAAUCUUGGAUCUAUAAGGAAAAGUCAAAGAGUAACGGUCCGCAACAGCUCGAAAGACUUGCAUGUUGCAGAUUGGAGUACGUUAUAGGUACCUUUACCAUCCUUGUAUUCUAGCUUGCAUCAAUGUACUUGCGAU
Molecule: messenger RNA, 1798 nt
Organism: Klebsormidium nitens
Lineage: Eukaryota; Viridiplantae; Streptophyta; Klebsormidiophyceae; Klebsormidiales; Klebsormidiaceae
Source: the annotation of a GenBank genome assembly